AUGGUCAAAUCUCAAAGACUCAACCCCAAACAGCUAUCCGUCUGGCAGGUGACUAGCGAACAAACGGUCAAUGAGGCUUGGUGCAAUGCCACGAAUGCUAAGUUGGAAUUUGACGCUAAAGACAAUUAUGGAGCUACCCAUGUUGCCAGGGCUAUCAACGGCUUCGCAGCGACAACCUAUGAUGUCCUGAGAGACUUCAGUCCUAUGGUGGAGAUAGUCAGAGACUUGGGAGCACCAUUUGGUGGCAUGGCCGUGGGAACAUUGUGCUGUCUCUUCGCUAUUGCGAAAAACAGGGUCAGGAUUGAAGAAGAGCUUCAUCCAAUGCUGAAAGACAUCCACGAUCGGCUACCUGCUAUGAAUAUGUAUCAACACAUCUAUAACGAUGAACAUGAGUUAGAUCAUUUAUUACAAUCGGCUGUGGUUGAUGCUUACGCCUCAUUCAUGGAUUACUGCGUCGCGGCUACGGAGUUCUACACCCAAGGAAGCCUUUACCGAGUUUUUCAAUCCCUCACAAGCCAAAGUAUGCUAUCUCUGAAAGCUGAGGAUGUGAAAAGGGCUGUUGUCCGUGUCAGGGUUUGCUGUGAGGAUUUGCUUGGAAAGAAUGUCAACGCAAUAAAAGACCAGCUUAAGGAUCUACAGAUUGACAGCAGCGAUCUACAGAAUGAGAAUGACCUCAAGACUCUACAUCAUAUUGGAAGCUUACUUGGGAUCCAAGCUUUCUCAACGGAAGAUCACAACCAACAGCUCGAAAAGCAUCGGAGCGAUGUCAUAGCGGAGUUCUGGCCAAGGACCUGGCAUGGUGAUCAGGAACGCGAGUGGCAGCUGAGCCAAGUUCUUGAUGACCCGGAAUACCAAGGAUGGAUUCAAUCUCAUGAUUCUGGUCUCUUUAUAAUAUCAGGGGAGAACUAUAUCAGCGGUGCCACCAACUGCUGGGCAUCCCUGAUAGCACUAAACCUAAUCGACAAGGGCACUGGGUGCAAGCACGAUUCUUCACCUACCUCUGUGUAUUACCUGCUCGGGCAUCAUGAGAACGACGAGACUCAAUUCCACGUCAUAUCUUCGAUCAUAUACCAGCUCCUGUUACAGUACCGUAACGCUUUGCAAGACAAAACACAACUCGAUGAACUACUCGCGACACUGGCCCGUUAUCAGACGCUAUCACCGGUAGAGGGAUCGCACAAACAGAAUCUGUUGCAGAAUGCGGCCUUGAGGGCGAUUAGGAUGCUUCCUGGGGGCAAGGAUAUCUGGAUAAUGGUGGACCGCGUCGAUAAGUGCUGUGGUGAGCUACCGCUCUCCUCGCCAGGAGGGAGAAGAUCUCACAAGGCAGCUCGUGCACUGCUCAGAGCUCUCACCAGCUUGGUGAAGCCAGAAGGGCCGACGGUCAAGAUCCUGGCUGUUGUUAAUAGAGCUGAUUGGCGGGUGGAGGAGGAGGCGGAUGACUUCGAAGUAGACGGAAGAGUGUUGGUUAAAAGGUUUGUUCAAGAUUCAGAUUAA
Molecule: messenger RNA, 1494 nt
Organism: Fusarium tjaetaba
Lineage: Eukaryota; Fungi; Ascomycota; Sordariomycetes; Hypocreales; Nectriaceae
Exons: 4
Coding region: 1-1494 (497 amino acids)
Source: RefSeq, a predicted model, not a curated record